AUCGAAGAAUAAUGGGAAUGAGACCGUAAAGACCACCAAAAGUAUUAAAAAGCCAGAUAUCUCAUUUUGGGUUUGUCUUUCAAGUUUCAACAUGAGACGUGAAGGAGUAAUAAAGUAAAGAGAGAUUUAUAAGAAGACAGGGAUUAGCAGCAAUUGCAGUGAGCAUUGAAUCUUCCAUUUUUCACAUCGCCCCUUGAUAGCUCAUUGCAUAGAAAAUUGCAGAUUUCCUGGUGAUACUUUGCCUCGUGCUAAUGGGAUUUCUUACAGGGGAUCUUGUGUGCUUUGCAUGGCAAAUUCCAAGGGGGCAUCUAGCAUGAGAAAUAUGGUGUACAAUGGAAAAAGCUCUUUACUGCCUCCUAAAAGUCCGUUUCCUAGCAUUUCCCCCUCGUAUGUUGAUUAUGUCCCUAGUUCUGCUGUCACCCAAAAAGGCAUUUCAAAAUCUAGAGAUGGUUCACACCAUCAGCGCACUUCUUCUGAAAGCUGUCUUAUAGAGGAGCAACCAUCUUGGUUGGAUGAUCUUCUUAACGAGCCGGAAACUCCAGUACGCAGAGGUGGCCAUCGACGUUCAUCUAGUGACUCCUUUACAUAUCAUGAUGCUGCUAACAUUGCACACUUAGAUUACAUAGCUCAAGAUGAUAACAAAUUCAGAAAUUUAACUCCCGUCCCUUCCUGGGGAUCCCAAGACUUUGAUUAUUACAAAGAUGCUCGGCAUGCCACAUUUCAUAUCGAUCAAAACUUCUCAAAUCGGCAAAAGAAUAGGGCAAGGGAUGCUUCUCCAAAUGCAAUACAACAUCACCGUGGCCGGCCCCCUUUUAGGGAAAAUGUCAAGACUCACAGCUUGGGAGCAUCAUGUCCUCCACAAGAAGGAGAGAGGCCCAAAUCUGCAGGAAGCGACAAGCAGGAUUUAGUUGAAUCUGUCCCUCCUAAUCCAGUGGGAUCAGGUGAAAAAAAGGAUUCUUCUCACAGCAAGAGUUCUGCAUCAGAAAGUGACACGAAACGUGCAAAGCAACAGUUUGCUCAACGAUCGCGAGUUCGGAAGCUUCAAUACAUAUCUGAGCUGGAAAGAAAUGUACAAGCUCUGCAGGCUGAAGGUUCUGAAGUGUCCGCUGAGCUUGAAUUCCUUAACCAGCAGAGCCUUAUUCUAAGCAUGGAGAAUAAAGCCUUGAAGCAGCGCUUAGAAAAUUUAGCUCAAGAACAGCUGAUAAAGUAUUUGGAGCAUGAAGUACUGGAAAAAGAAAGAGGAAGACUACGAGCAUUGUACCAGCAGCAGCAACUGCCACAGUCGCAGCAGCAACAGCAAUCAUCUUCCAGCCAUCGACGCACGACAAGUAGGGAUCUUGAUCAGCAAUUUGCAGACCUGUCUUUGAAACACAAAGAGGGUUCAGGCCAACUUCACAUGUGACUGUGACCGUAGCUAGGACUUUGAUCACAUCUUGACUUUCCCUCAGCUGAUUUUGCCUGGCCAGUGACAAAAUUAUACUAUUUUUAUUGUUCUAGAUAAGAAAGAGCUCCUGCCGUCCUUGUACUCUCUCUCAACGGCUUUGCCUCUUUCACCUUCUGGCGGUGAUUCUAAUUUCUGUAUUAUUAUGUACCCUCAGCUUUGUUAAGCAAGUGAUCUUUUUAUUUGCACCUGGUGAUCAGUGCUAGGAAUAGCAUUUGUGGCAGUUGGCUCACCUGAGGUGGUUAAUUCCGGCAUGAUUUCUCCUUUGUAUGUUUAAAAUUCAUUAGUUUCUCAUCAGCUUUCUAUGUUGUAACAUUUCCCUGCUAUUGGUUCCACCAUUUUUACCUUGGGUACAUUUUCAUGAUAUUGACUUGUAAGCAUUGAUAAUUAUUUCCCAAUUAUCAAGCUAUGAAAGCAUACUCUUUAUUUAAGCUA
Molecule: messenger RNA, 1876 nt
Organism: Nicotiana attenuata
Lineage: Eukaryota; Viridiplantae; Streptophyta; Magnoliopsida; Solanales; Solanaceae
Exons: 6
Coding region: 287-1402 (371 amino acids)
Biological process (GO): regulation of DNA-templated transcription
Molecular function (GO): DNA-binding transcription factor activity
Source: RefSeq, a predicted model, not a curated record